AUGACCAAGUUGCGAAAACAAGGUCAAGUGUUACGGCUGGGCGGAUGUGGCUAUAAAGUGCUAUCUCUUCUUGAGGGUCGAGCUCACGCUUACUUAUUUGCCAGUCCUGGCUGUAAGAAAUGGGACACCUGUGCUCCGGAGGCUUUGUUAAAAGCCUCCGGCGGCAGGCUAACCGACUUGACUGGUAAGCCAUACAGCUAUUUCUCAGAUGUGAAGCAUGGAAAUGAUUUAGGUGUGUUAGCCACUCCUUGUGCUUCUUGGCAUAACGCCUAUGUUGACUGCCUCCGCAAUUCCGGGAUUAUAGAUGAGCUGACUCAAAUUUGA
Protopolystoma xenopodis is the source of this 324-nucleotide messenger RNA. NCBI's taxonomy places the organism in Eukaryota, Metazoa, Platyhelminthes, Monogenea, Polystomatidea, Polystomatidae. The record is from the annotation of a GenBank genome assembly.